AUGAUAGAACCAGGACAAGAUGAGAUUUCACUUCCUAAAGCGACAGUACAGAAAAUUCUUGGAGAAAUCCUACCGCGAGAAUACGGCUUCACAAAAGAUGCCAGAGAAGCACUAAUAGAAUGCUGCAUCGAGUUCCUAAUGAUUGUUUCCACAGAAUCCAACGAUAUUGCCGACAAAGAAUUAAAAAAGACGAUAUCCACUGAACAUGUGCUGCAUGCUCUAGAAAAUUUAGGAUUUGGAGAAUAUGUGCCUACCUUAAAUGAGUUCAUCGAUCAGUUUAAGAUCAACAAUAAAAUUAAGGAGAGAAGAAUCGGCAACAAGUUCCAAAAUAGUGGAAUGACUGAAGAAGAGUUGCUCAAGAAGCAAGAGGAAUUGUUUAAGGCAAGUCGGGAUAAACUUCGACAGCAAAAUAACUAG
Molecule: messenger RNA, 417 nt
Organism: Brettanomyces nanus
Lineage: Eukaryota; Fungi; Ascomycota; Pichiomycetes; Pichiales; Pichiaceae
Exons: 1
Coding region: 1-417 (138 amino acids)
Biological process (GO): RNA polymerase II preinitiation complex assembly; chromatin remodeling; positive regulation of transcription by RNA polymerase II
Cellular component (GO): negative cofactor 2 complex
Molecular function (GO): general transcription initiation factor activity; core promoter sequence-specific DNA binding; protein heterodimerization activity
Source: RefSeq, a predicted model, not a curated record